AUGAGUUUGGUAAAGAAAGUAACCGGAAAAAUUUCUAGAAUAGUUCAAAAUAGAGAAAAACGUUUUCUACGAAAUACAGCAAUAGAGGUUUUAAAAUACGCUAUUACUGACAAAAGUUUACCAUGGUGGGUAAAACUUUAUUUUAUAAUUAUAUCCGGAUUGGUUGUGUUUGUGGCAGUAAACUUGGCUGUUGGAAUCUACAAUAAAUGGGAAAUCACUCCAGUCAUUAUAGGAAUCAGUUCGCAUAUGACUCCAAUAAACUCGAUUCCUUUUCCUGCUAUAACUAUUUGCAAUAUGAACCAAGCCAAAAAAUCGAAAGUAGAGCAUUUGGUCCCGGGAUCUGUUGGAUACGCAAUGCUACAAAAGACCUGUUACAGAGAGACCAAUUACACAUCGUAUAUAAAUUUGCAGCAUAAGAAUGAAACUUUUCCCAAUUUUAUAGUUAAUAUUUCGGAAAAGUGUGAAGAUCUGAUCGUGUCCUGCAUGUUUCAUCAACAAAAAAUUCCUUGCACCGAUAUUUUUCGGGAAAUAUUUGUGGACGAAGGUCUGUGUUGUAUUUUUAACUUACUGCACCCAUACUAUUUAUAUAAAUUUAGAUCGCCUUAUAUUCGCGAUUAUACAUCCUUGGAAAGAUUUUCGGACAUUGCCGUAGAUUGGGAUCCGAUGUCAGGAUACCCAAAAAGACUACCAUCGAGUUACUAUCCGCGUCCUGGUGUUGGAGCUGGAAGUUCUAUGGGUCUUCAAAUUAUUCUCAAUGGUCAUGUAAAUGAUUAUUAUUGUUCAUCGACCAAUGGACACGGAUUUAAACUUCUCCUAUAUAAUCCGAUUGAUCAACCCCGUUUGAAGGAAUCCGGGCUGCCCGUAAUGAUAGGUCGCCAGACGACAUUUCGGAUAAUUGCCAGGAGUUUUGAAGCCUCUCCUAAUAUACGACAUAUUCAAAGAUCAAAACGACAAUGCAUUUUUAGCGAUGAACAGGAGCUGCUCUUUUAUCGUUACUAUACUCGAAGAAAUUGUGAAUCCGAAUGCGAUGCUUUGUUUUUUCUCAGAUUGUGUGAUUGUAUUCCGUAUUAUUUGCCCUUGGUUUAUCCCAACGCUUCAGUAUGCGACGUCGAUCGGUUCCAGUGUUUGAAUAAUGCGGAACAGGAGGUUUUUGACGAUGAAAGUUCUCAAUGCAAAGAGCUUUGCCUCCCCAGCUGUCACGAUUUAAUAUUCUUUCCUGAUUCAUUUACCACACCGUUUGGCAAGAAUACCUUUAGAAUCCAAAGUGACUAUUUAAAAAAUUUGUCAAAUCAAUAUAUUCGCGAAAAUUUGGCGGUGGUAAACUUUUUUCACACAGAAAACUAUUUUCGAAGUAGCGUGAGGACCUCGUACACAGGAUCAACAGAGUAUAUGGCUCAGACUGGCGGCCUGAUGAGCCUAAUGAUUGGAUUCAGCGUUAUCUUUAUAGCUGAAAUUAUAUACAUUUUAUUAUUCAUUUUAUCAAUGAUAAUUUUUCUAAUGUUUUGA
Drosophila bipectinata is the source of this 1506-nucleotide messenger RNA. RefSeq names its product pickpocket 5 (gene ppk5). Gene Ontology annotation, molecular function: ligand-gated sodium channel activity. Lineage: Eukaryota; Metazoa; Arthropoda; Insecta; Diptera; Drosophilidae. Gene Ontology annotation, cellular component: plasma membrane. Gene Ontology annotation, biological process: sodium ion transmembrane transport. The record is from RefSeq and is a predicted model, not a curated record.